AUGGCUGCUGCAUUUGUUCCAGCAAUGCAAGGAUCUGCGCCACACCAAAUCGACAUAUCUGACUUAACUUCUUCAACCCUGACUACCCUCGAUGUGAUCUUUCAACACCUCUGGGCACAACUGAAGACAUGCAUGAGGGUAAAUGCACCAUUUAAUGGGGUAAUAGUAGCAGGGCAGAGGGAAGCCAGGAAGUCCCCCUCAGGGGAAAUCGUUCAACAUUAA
Messenger RNA from Pelobates cultripes (western spadefoot toad), 222 nucleotides. The record is from the annotation of a GenBank genome assembly. NCBI's taxonomy places the organism in Eukaryota, Metazoa, Chordata, Amphibia, Anura, Pelobatidae.